This is a messenger RNA of Chenopodium quinoa (quinoa), 2236 nucleotides long. Its product is annotated as receptor-like cytoplasmic kinase 176. Gene Ontology annotation, biological process: protein phosphorylation. The transcript is spliced from 6 exons. NCBI's taxonomy places the organism in Eukaryota, Viridiplantae, Streptophyta, Magnoliopsida, Caryophyllales, Amaranthaceae. Bases 642 to 1868 code for a protein of 408 amino acids. Gene Ontology annotation, molecular function: ATP binding; protein kinase activity. The record is from RefSeq and is a predicted model, not a curated record.
UCCACUUUUCUUCCGCCCUUUUCUUUCUCCACCCCACACUUUUCAUUUUCACCUUCCCAACCAUAUCACAACAAAAACCCCAUUUUUCUACAUAAAUUAUUCAUCAAUUUUAUCAAAAAAAUUAAAAAUAAUAAUAAUAUUAAGUUCCAAAAAAAAAAUCCCCAUUUUUAUUUCAUUCAAAUAAAUAAUCAUUCAUCUUAGAAAAUUAAAAUUAAAUUAUUUGAAGAAUCUUUUUCGUGUCCAAACUGUAUUCCUUAGUCAAAACAUCCACGCCUGGAGAGAAAAGUAGUAAUAGCCUUUUCUUUAGAGAGAGAUGGGUACCUAACCUUCUUUCUUUUUCUGUUUUUUUUGCUAAAUUUCUGAGUUAAUUUUAGUGUUUUUGCACCAGAUCUACGUGACCCAAUUUUGGUUUUAUUUAUUUUGUUACAAAAAUUUUAAUUUUAGUUCAUUACAUCAUUUAGUUUGUGCACAAAAUUUUCCUCAAAAAAAAAAAGUUUGUGCACAAAAUUAUAGUGUAUAAUCCAACUUCUGGGUGUUUUUGUUAGGUGAAAUUUUCACAAGUUUUGCUGUUUCAUUGAUUUUUAUUUUUUUUUAUCUGUUUAAAAUUAAAAUAAAAGUUAGUUCAGUUUUGUUGAAUUUGUAUGGGAGCUUGUUGGAGUAAUCGGAUCAAGGCUGAGAGUCCCCUUCACACCGGGUUUAGCAAGGAUGGAAAUGAAUGGAGUCGGUCAAAUAGCAAACAAUCGUCCACAUCAAUACCGCAGACUCCUCGAAGUGAAGGUGAGAUAUUGCAGUCUUCCAAUUUGAAGAACUUCAGCUACAAUGAAUUGAAGACAGCAACUCGAAACUUCCGUCCUGAUAGUGUGUUGGGAGAAGGUGGUUUUGGUGCCGUGUUCAAGGGGUGGAUUGAUGAACAUUCUCUUACUCCCACUAGACCUGGAACUGGGAUGGUGAUUGCUGUUAAAAGGCUUAACCAAGAAGGGCCUCAAGGCCAUAAAGAGUGGUUGACGGAAAUUAACUAUCUGGGGCAAUUACGUCAUACAAAUCUUGUGAGAUUGAUUGGUUAUUGCUUAGAAGAGGAACAUCGGCUACUGGUGUAUGAGUUCAUGCCUCGUGGGAGCAUGGAGAACCAUUUAUUUAGAAGGUCUGCACAUUUCCAGCCUCUUUCUUGGAGCCUAAGAAUGAAGAUAGCUCUUGGUGCUGCAAAGGGGCUUGCUUUUCUUCAUAGUGAUGAAGCUAGAGUUAUUUAUCGAGACCUUAAGACUUCAAAUAUCUUACUUGAUGUGAACUACAAUGCAAAGCUAUCUGAUUUUGGGUUAGCCAGGGAUGGACCUUCUGGAGAUAAAAGCUAUGUCUCUACUAGGGUCAUGGGAACUCAUGGUUACGCUGCACCAGAGUAUGUCGCAACAGGUCAUCUGACUCCGAAGAGUGAUAUAUAUAGUUUUGGGGUUGUCCUCCUGGAAAUGUUAUCUGGCAAACGUGUGAUAGACAAGAACCGGCCUACUGGUGAGCAGAAGCUGGUAGAAUGGGCAAAACCUUACCUCACCAACAAACGCAAAAUCUUUCGUGUUCUUGAUCCACGAAUUGAAGGGCAGUACUCUCUGGAUCAUGCAAUUAAGGUUGCUAACCUUUCUUUAAAAUGUCUGUCAUUUGAUCCCAAGCUAAGACCAAAUGUGAACGAGCUAGUUAAAGAACUAGAGAAGCUUCAAGUUCUGCAGGAGCCUACAAGGAAUGCAAGAAGAGAGACUCACCUUCCAGGCCAACUCAGUUGCCGAGCUAAUGGAGUUCAGUCCUACAGGCACAAUCUACCAAAAGCUUCAGGGGGCACUGCUGCUUAUCUGAAGCCAAGUCUACUUGCUGUUAAAUUAUAGUGAUAACGUAUAUAUGACGGAGUGAUAUAGAUUAUAAUUUUGAAUAGGAAAUUGGUGCAGCAGACCAUAGGAUAAAGGACACUGAUUCUCAUGAAUUCUGCAGUGUAUUAUAAGCUGUCAGGAGUAGAGCAUUGUACAGAGUCUUGCAUGUUGCAAAUACAUUUUGUGAUCCCCCCUUCCUCCUUCCCCUCGAUAAAAUAGAACGUUUGCCUUCUGUUUUUACAUUGUAGAUUAAGCUGUUUUGGCAGGCACAUUGUAGUUUCUGAGAAUUUUAGUGCAUUAUGUUUGGGGAAGUUGUAUUGUAAAGGAUGUAGCUUAUAGCUUCCAGAUUCCUGCUACUGCUACGUUUCUCGCUCUUGCUGUUUCAA